UACUCGUUUCCGGAAAUUUCGUACAAGUCUGUCGGUCGUCUUUUUCAAUGGAGAGAUCUUUUGUGUCGUCAACAGAGCUUUGAGUUUUGGUGAACUCAUUUUUGGAGAGUUCAACGUGCAUCUGAUUUUUGAUAGGUUAAUAGGGAAGUAGUAUUAAUUAAAACAAUAUAAAAAAUCCAGAAUAAUGCCUUCAGCGGCAAACGUCAAAACUGACAAGCAUUCUAGCCCCGAUGGUAGUGGUGCUCCGGAAAAUUCGGGUUCCCUUACACCUUUGAGGCAAGCUAUUACCAUUAUAGAACACAAAAUUAGAAAUUUGGAAAAGAGAAAGUCCAAAUUAGAAUCUUACCGAGAUUUGCAAAAUGCUGGAAAGGAAUUGAAUUCUGAUCAAAAGAUUGCUGUUGCCAAAUAUGACGAAGUGGUGCAGACCUUGGAAUUCGCCAGGGAUCUAUGCAAACAGUUCCUCGGAAUUGCGAGUAAUUCAGAAAAAGAAGCCAAGAAACAGGCGAAAAAGGAGGCUCAACAAAAAAGUCAGGCCGAACUUGCGAGGUUGAGGGAAAUCCUUCUGGUGCAAGACGCUCUAAAUCAAAUGGGAAAUGAGGCUGUACGGGACGAUUUCCUACAUGGGAGGAAUGGAGCUGCCCAAUUGAAUGAGAGUGAUCUUCAGUUAUUGGAUGACAUAUACCCUGCUGUUACCCCAAAACAUGAAAGUGGGAACCCCACAGCAUUCACCAACGAAGUUCAGGCAGCCGCUGAGCAUCUUUUAGCAGUUGUUGAUGGCAAACCAAAAGAAGUGUUCGGAGGUACCUACAGCCAAGUUAAGGAAAUUCUUGGAAAAAUUCACGAAAGUGGCUAUUUCGAUCAAGCUCCAGAUUAUGUGGAACCAGCUGUGAUCGAGGGGGAUGAGGGAGUUUACGUACAGGAAGAACAGGAACAAUUCAUUGAAACUGAACAGCAACACAAUUUACAAGAAACCGUUCCUGAUAACCUGAUGCCAAUACCGUCCCAACCACCGCAUGAACCCCUCAACAUGGAUCAGCCUAUUCCGCCGGAACAGAUGUUCUACCAACAGCAGCCGCCUAACCAGCCCCCGAUUCCUCUGCAGAGGCCUAUCGCUGAGAUGUUGAAUACUGGAACAUUCUUCUUCCUUCAGGAUUCGGAAAUCGACAAUACCCCCCUAGAACAGAUUCCUAGUCAGACGUACACGAAUCAGAACUACGUAAAUCCUCCACCCCCACCAAUUCCGUUACCCACGCAAUACCACCCGCUAGGCAACAAUCUGCCGCCUCAGCUGCAACAGCAACAGCCUACCGCGAUCUCCAACAACGGCUUAGAAGACCCCAACAUGAACAGCCCGCAGGCCGAUUCGUUGAAACAGCUACCGAACAUGACGGGGAACAGGCCGCCAAGGAAUAACUACUACCAACAGCAGAACAGCAACAACGGCAACUACAACAACAGGCCGAGGCAAAACCGUAACAACGGCAUGCCCAGGCAGGGAAACAAUAGGAAUAAUUGAGAUGAUGAACCGUGGGAUAUCUUUGAUGGAAAUCGACAUAAUUCAGUGACAGAUAGUCAUUAUUGAAUCCUACUUUAUGUUCGGUUAAAAAUUUUUUUUUCUUUAAUAUUUUUUAGUAAUUCUGUGAUUCAGAUUGAAAUUGAACAGUGCCUCGGUUUCACAAUUAAAUUUAGACGCGAUUGAGGGAGGCUCGUACAAUUCAAUAUUGAAAUUCCGGAGUGAUCUUCGACAAUCAGUUGUAUUAAAUUUUUUUUCCAUUCGGCUACCCAUCAAGCAAAAUUUCUCACGAAACGGCCUCGUGUAAUGAUUCAUAUGUACAAAUAAAAUUUAACUUUUCAAUUAAAGGAAUAUUUAUACAUGAAAAAUAUUUAACGAUGACUAGUGCCUAUAUAUGCAUGCGUUUUUUAAUUUUAUUCGUACAUUUCCUGUCGUUGGUCAUCCACUUUGUUCUUUCAUUGUUAUCCUGCAAUGAAUAAUUGUGAAAGCAAAUUCGAUUUGACUUUUUCCGUUGUGUUCCUUUCGUUCAUUAUGUUCGGACAUAAUUGAAGUAAGAUUUGCAGUUUUAACUUUCAUUUUCGAUAUGAAAUUCGACGGGUUCCUCAGCAUUUGGUGGCACAAUUAUUAUAAUUAGGAUAAUAAACAGGUUUUUUCAUUUGAAUAAAACAUUAAGUUGUAAAAUAGUAUUAAUAUCAUUGAAUAUCUAUGACGAAUGAUAUCCUUAUAUGUAUUAUUUCCUUUGUUUCUUCAUUUUUUUAUAAUUGUGAGUCUUAUUGGGAUAAUAAAAUUUUUACCAUACGAGAAGGAAUUUUUCAGAUCUUUUCCAUUGUCAGGGUAUUAUAACGCCAGUUCUGCCGAGUUUUUUAUAAUUUUUUAUUCAUUAAUGAGAUCUUUGUUGUUGAAGGGUGUCAAUGAAUCAAGUAACUGUAAAAUAAAUUUAAUGCAAAUGA
Messenger RNA from Coccinella septempunctata (seven-spotted ladybird), 2463 nucleotides. RefSeq names its product caprin homolog (gene Capr). Gene Ontology annotation, cellular component: cytoplasm. Lineage: Eukaryota; Metazoa; Arthropoda; Insecta; Coleoptera; Coccinellidae. The record is from RefSeq and is a predicted model, not a curated record. Gene Ontology annotation, molecular function: RNA binding. The transcript has 5 exons. The coding region runs from base 185 to 1516 and encodes 443 amino acids.